Pan troglodytes (chimpanzee) is the source of this 1149-nucleotide messenger RNA. It is a transcript of the gene APOBEC3B, whose product is annotated as apolipoprotein B mRNA editing enzyme catalytic subunit 3B. Gene Ontology annotation, molecular function: RNA binding; cytidine deaminase activity; zinc ion binding. Gene Ontology annotation, biological process: negative regulation of single stranded viral RNA replication via double stranded DNA intermediate; DNA cytosine deamination; defense response to virus. Lineage: Eukaryota; Metazoa; Chordata; Mammalia; Primates; Hominidae. Gene Ontology annotation, cellular component: nucleus; P-body; cytoplasm. The record is from RefSeq and is marked provisional.
AUGAAUCCACAGAUCAGAAAUCCGAUGGAGUGGAUGUAUCAACGCACAUUCUACUACAACUUUGAAAACGAACCCAUCCUCUAUGGUCGGAGCUACACCUGGCUGUGCUAUGAAGUGAAAAUAAGGAGGGGCCACUCAAAUCUCCUUUGGGACACAGGGGUCUUUCGAGGCCAGAUGUAUUCCCAGCCUGAGCACCACGCAGAAAUGUGCUUCCUCUCUUGGUUCUGUGGCAACCAGCUGUCUGCUUACAAGUGUUUCCAGAUCACCUGGUUUGUAUCCUGGACACCCUGCCCGGACUGUGUGGCGAAGCUGGCCAAAUUCCUGGCUGAGCACCCCAAUGUCACCCUGACCAUCUCCGCCGCCCGCCUCUACUACUACUGGGAAAGAGAUUACCGAAGGGCGCUCUGCAGGCUGAGUCAGGCAGGAGCCCGCGUGAAGAUCAUGGACGAUGAAGAAUUUGCAUACUGCUGGGAAAACUUUGUGUACAAUGAAGGUCAGCCAUUCAUGCCUUGGUACAAAUUCGAUGACAAUUAUGCAUUCCUGCACCGCACGCUAAAGGAGAUUAUCAGACACCUGAUGGAUCCAGACACAUUCACUUUCAACUUUAACAAUGACCCUUUGGUCCUUCGACGGCACCAGACCUACUUGUGCUAUGAGGUGGAGCGCCUGGACAAUGGCACCUGGGUCCUGAUGGACCAGCACAUGGGCUUUCUAUGCAACGAGGCUAAGAAUCUUCUCUGUGGCUUUUACGGCCGCCAUGCGGAGCUGCGCUUCUUGGACCUGGUUCCUUCUUUGCAGUUGGACCCGGCCCAGAUCUACAGGGUCACUUGGUUCAUCUCCUGGAGCCCCUGCUUCUCCUGGGGCUGUGCCGGACAAGUGCGUGCGUUCCUUCAGGAGAACACACACGUGAGACUGCGCAUCUUCGCUGCCCGCAUCUAUGAUUACGACCCCCUAUAUAAGGAGGCGCUGCAAAUGCUGCGGGAUGCUGGGGCCCAAGUCUCCAUCAUGACCUACGAUGAGUUUGAGUACUGCUGGGACACCUUUGUGUACCGCCAGGGAUGUCCCUUCCAGCCCUGGGAUGGACUAGAGGAGCACAGCCAAGCCCUGAGUGGGAGGCUGCGGGCCAUUCUCCAGAAUCAGGGAAACUGA